AUGACUACUCACGGCUACGUCGCACACUAUUAUAUCGACGAACUCGACAAUUUCAAUCUCGAAGAGCAGUAUCGCCUGCUGGACGACUUGCCAGAUGGUCGCUUCGUCGCGCCGCAAGUUAAGCGACGCAUGUUCUACAAAGGCGAAACCGCAUCGCAAGCUCUGGAGCACCCCCAAUUCGUUGUCGCCUAG
This is a messenger RNA of Alternaria viburni, 192 nucleotides long. RefSeq lists its product as uncharacterized. The record is from RefSeq and is a predicted model, not a curated record. Lineage: Eukaryota; Fungi; Ascomycota; Dothideomycetes; Pleosporales; Pleosporaceae. The coding region runs from base 1 to 192 and encodes 63 amino acids. The transcript is spliced from 2 exons.